This is a messenger RNA of Meleagris gallopavo (turkey), 14855 nucleotides long. It is a transcript of the gene BTBD3, whose product is annotated as BTB domain containing 3. Gene Ontology annotation, molecular function: protein binding. Gene Ontology annotation, cellular component: cytosol. Gene Ontology annotation, biological process: dendrite morphogenesis; neurogenesis; cerebral cortex development. Lineage: Eukaryota; Metazoa; Chordata; Aves; Galliformes; Phasianidae. The record is from RefSeq and is a predicted model, not a curated record.
UACAAAGAGCGGCCCGGGGGCUGGUGGGGGGCUGCCGCUGAGCGCUGCGAUCUGGAACUUCCCAGGGGAAAGCGGUGUGACUGAGCGCCGAGUGACCGCAGUCCGCGAGCUGUGGGCUGGCUGUCCGCGUGUCUGCAAACAGAGCUGCUUAUGGAGGCCUGGCGCCUCCAGAGUUUUGUUCUGGGGCGAGGGCUGCGGGCUGUUCUUGCCCCACGUGAGAAAAAAGCUGAAGUUACCGUGUGUAAUGCUCCUGAGGUGAUUACCUGCAUUCCUAAUUAAAGCACCCAAGGCUGGGUAGGUUUCCUGUGCUGCUACUGCAUUUUUCACAACUUUUAUUCUUUUCAGCAUUAAAUUUAUACCAUGAGUUUUUAUUCUGUGGCCCCUGUUUGCGGAGGGACGUGGUAUUGUUUGUGUGCACACAGAGCGCAUUUGGUUGUAAUGUAACUGUCCUAUCCCUGACUCAGGCUUAAAACAGGUUUUGUUUUGGUGGGAAAGAGCUGCUCUCAUCACUGCCCACAGAAAUUACGUGCGGUUUGUCAUAACGUGUCACAUCUUGGCAGUUUAUUAGGUAAUUCUGUUUGGGAAUUAAAUACUUCAGGACCUUCUGCAUUUGAAAUAAGUUUGCCAAAAUUGAAUGUAGUGUGCAGUACUAUUUCUCUGACUAUUUCUCUGCAGCAGCAGAAUGCAUGAUAACUUCCCUGCUGUUUCACCCCCAGUGGUACUCAGCUCUGCCCCAGAGGAAGCACCUUUCAGAAGAAACGUGGAGUUCCUCUUUGCUUGCUUUUUAUGAGAGAAAGGAUUCAGCUAUCGGUAGUAAUAUCUACUGUGUAGAUACUUGCUUGUUAGAACUUGUGAUAGAAAUUUUUUAUCUCAAGUUCCAAAACAGCUGGUAUGCUUACGAUCAAAGUUUCAGUGUUGUGGCCGGCUCAAUUAAAGCAGAGGUCUGAUGAUGACUUACUGUUCAUUAUGCUGUUUGAAGAAAUUUAGGCCAUUGUGUGAAGUUGUAUGAAGGAUGCUAGUUCUGUAGCGGAAUGUUGUUCAUGCCCUUCAUUAGCUUUGUCAGAUCAUUCAAGAUGGUUCUCUUGUGACUUUCUACUAACUCACCAAUCUCACAGGCUGUUGUUUUGUUCUACAAAACCCAGGGGAAAAGCUUAGUCACUUCAUUUGUAUUCGUGGGCUUUCUGUUUUUCUGGCCUGGCUUGUCACUUUUCUGCUCCUCUUGGUUCAUUUGAAUUUGAUAACUCAGCACGCUAAAGUGAAAGAAGGUUUAAGUGAGUCCGGUUUCCACAGAGUAUUUGCAUUUUAAAAUACAGAUGGGCAGGCUGGUGAUGUCUGCUGGGCAUUCUGGGUAUAUAGAGCAUAUUGUCACAGAAAACAGAUGUGGAAGGUACAUUGAGAAGUCCCCUUGUCUGGCCCUGUUACCUGCCUUGUGAGGCUACCUGGUGCCCUGAAUAGCUUCAGUCACUAGCAGGUCAGGUACCACUUCAGUAUGCUUCUGAAUGGGUUGGUAACUUGCUCCUCUGACAGGGUGGUACUCAUGUGUCAGGUUAGAUUUUGCUUCCACCCUACCUGAGUUUCUGGUACUCUCCAGAAAUGUGGAGGAGUCAUUUUGCUUCAAAAUGUUACAUUCUCCAGCUUUAUAGUUUUGUUACCUUUCGUUUUGCUCAGUGCUUGCUUGGUGACAAAGGUUUUUUGAGAGUAAGAGCAGAAAGUAACUGUUUGGUUGGGUAGCACGUUUGCUUGCACCUAGCAGCUGUGAGGUUUUAUACACGGGCUUUUAAGGUGGAACAAAAUCCCUUUGAAGACUAAUCCAUCAUGUGUUAUAGCGUGUCACCUUGCCCUACUAGCAGUGGGCGUGAGUGAAAAUUUAAGCCAUGCUUUUUGAGACUGGGGAGGAGGUGAGGAAGUUGCUUAUUAUUUGCAAUAGAAAUGCAUGCAGUGACUUCACUCCAACAGAGGAACAGUGUUUUGCUCUACUUCGGGGUCCUCAGUGCCUGGUUUAACUCAGGUGGAAGCAAUCCCGGCCCUGCUAAUUUGCUCAAUUUCUGUCGAGGCACGUUCUGUUGAGCACAAGCUCAAAAGUAUGCAGUGUGAUGUUAGGGUCACACAGUGCACAUAACAGCAUAGAACACCUAGGUGCUGUUGGAUUUUUGACUAUCAGGCUGAGAUGAUACUGCUGCACGUAUAUGAAAAAAUAAAGGCUUUCAUAAUUGGCAAAGUUUUUUAAUAUGUAAAACUGAUGCACGUGCAGGUUUACCUUGCACAAUCCCAUAAAAUACUUGUAUUUGUUUACUUUUAAUUACUUUCUCCUUCAAUUUUUUCUCUACUACAGCUCUGAAAAUAGAGCCAAUAAGACAGCAUUAUUGUGAAGGAGAGUUAGCAUUUAGGAUACCAUGGUGUUCCUGCACAAAUAAGUCUAACUGCUUGAAAAUAUAUCUUGAAACCAGAAAUUAAGGAGCAUAUUCAUGUCUAUCUUGAAAAUUCAUUGGCAGCAAGUAAGCUGCCAUUCACUUGUAAAGAGGAGGAGAAAUUAAUCAAAAUGCUAAAGCAUAGCUGAUCUAAUUGGCAAGUGUGACUGAAAUAUUUGCCAUGGAAGAAAGUAAAUCUGAUUUUGUGAAACAUCUAAGCAGAUCACAGUUUGGCAGUGGUUUUGUUCCCCUGGGGAGUCACCAUUAUAAAUCCAAGCAGAACCUGGCUGUGCUGUGUGAAGCUGGGAACAAAGUUAAGAGCGAGCAACAAGAUCCGCAGCUUCUAACGUGGUGAAAGAGAAUGAAUUGAGUACAGUGCAGUCUGAUGGACUUAGUGUUUGUGUCCAUUCCUUGGAUUAUUUGGAUACAGUGAUUGGUGCCUCAUAACCAAAAAUUGGGGUUAUUAAGCAGCUGUCAAAAAAUUAUAUGAGUGUUUGUUCAUGGAUUUGAGACUUUUGAGAAAGGAGAGCUACUGUGCUUGAUAAUGCAUUUCUUUGCUUUGCUGAUGGACUAACCUGUUCCUUUUUCACUAGCUGGGAUAGUCUUCUCUUUUGUCACUUAAAAUGCACUGGAAACAAAAAGCCGUGCCAUUUUCCCUUCUUCUAACUUAUUUUAAAUACUUACACUGAAUGGUUCCAGGUACGCUCUUCUGUAAACAGAAGUGUGCCAAGUCAUGGAUCUGCGUUGGGUUGUAAGCUGGUCGUUUCACAUCUAGCAAAGUUCAGGGUCCUGUGGAUUGGCAUGAUGCCUUUUUACCAUGGCAGAACCCAGUAAUGUUUAUGUUACGACACCUAACAGAGCUUUUCAAGUCUCCUCUGUUUUCUUAACUUUGUUCAGUUGCAAACUUGAAGCAGCUUAAAGCACGGCAGUCUCAGGAAAUUGAAGUUUGCAGGCUGCUGAACAGCUGACAUGUAGGUCGUAGCAAUAUCCUCUUCCCUCUCGUGUCCCACAGGGUACUUCAUCACUGGUUUCAUGUGAAAGUAGGUGAGCUGCUCGUGAAAAACAGAAUCCUUGAAUUACACACUAACAUAAUCAAUGGUAACGCAUUGUCCCUUUGGAUCUUGAUGGGGUAGGUACUCUUCUAGUGCCACCAGCUCUUAAGUAAGAUCUUGCUGAGAAGUUGUCUUCUCUUUAUCUGCGCUACCUUUUGGCAGGCUUAACUGAGCUGUGUGUAGGGGGACAAAGACAUCUGGGAGACAGUGAUGGAGGGGAACAGGAUCGUCGUCUUUGUAGGUCCUAAUAUAACUAAUUGAAUGAAGUGUUUCUGAGCUGAGUUGAAGUUAGUAUAGAGGUUUGUCUAGUAUAAAAUCUGCCUGUAAGAUAGGAAGGGAAGUUGUGGCUGUAGUUACCUGAUGACAAUCUCUGUUGAAAUAAGCAGCAUGUGAGUACUAAUUGUAGUGCUGGUUUCUCUCAAGUGCACUGAGAUCGCUAGCUUCUUUCUCACAGGGCACUGAAUGAUCAUUAAAUGCUAAUGACUUUUGAUUACUGGUGACCUCGGUCAAUUUAGAGUUAGUGACCUAGAGAUGAAAACCACUGUAUCUCAUUACCAAUUUCCUGAGCUAUCUGAUCUUUCCUUUGUAGGUCAGUUUUGAUAAGAGGCAGAAUAGAAUUAAAGUUGACCUCUGCCUUAGAAAAGGGGUUGAAGGCUUUCAGGUUUGCAGUAUUGUGCUUAGAAGCAGCAACAACAACCAAAAGAAGCAGCUACAAGGAAAGAACUUAUCUUUCUGACCCCACGGAUUGUCAAGAGCAAAACUUAUCACUUCUAGUAGAAAAACAGCCUAUCACCUGUAACCUUGAAUUUCUCAUUUUGUAGCUGCAGGUUUUCUCAUCUCAAGCAUCCAUUUACAACCCUUGUUCUUACUUUGAGCUACGAAGCGGCAAAUGGGUGUUUGUAGGAUAAAUUGCCAAUUCUACUCUAGGAUGUUUCCUACCUGCAAUUGCCAAACUAUGCGCAGGAUGGUAAAAUUGUGUAUUUCAUGUUGUGAUGAAGCAUUUCACUUAAUUUCUUUCCAUGUAUGCAGAAGAGAAUGUGUGAUAAUUCACUGUUAUUGUUCACUGUAGACUUUUUAAAUCUAAGAUGUUUUUUUAUACAGUUGUGUUUUCUACAGACUGCCAUUCAUACAGCAAACAUGGCAUGGAAUUCAUAAUGAAAAUGCGUGAUAAAUGUAAAUAUUUUUUCUCACUUUAAUAUGCAAGCUCUAUUUAUUUUUAUCAAGCUGAAAAUAAAAGUUUUAAUUUUAAAAGCAAAACUCCACAGCGUACAAAAAUCUUGUAGAGUUAUGUGAGUAUGUUUGGGAAAGAAACAAUCAGUUAUUGAACCUCUUACUGUGGUUAAAUGGCAGAGGUAAAGCAGCUAAGGAAGAAUGUAACAGGAGGAGAUGCUGCUCGGUUUGGGCCAAGCCUAAAUUGGUGAGCAUGCAGGGAAGGAGGAUGUUCACGAUGAAAUAAAUAUAGAGAUAAAUGUUGUUCUCAAGUACUGUGUUUUGAUUUGAUUGCUUUGUCUCAAAAAAGGAUAUUGCUGUAAAAACUAAAAGGGGGCAAUGAAAAUGUCUGCAAAUACAAAAAAAGGCAUAUUUAAACGAUGAAGGUUGUCUUGGCAGGGAGUCGAGUAAGAAGUGUUGUGCAGAGAUGCAAAUAAUACAAGAAUGUGAAAAUAAAAGGCAAUUUUAUUCUCUGUUCUUCUAUUUUAUAAAAACUUGUAUUUAACUGCUGACUGGGCUGCUCAGAACUCCCUGUGUUUGUUUCCUUGAAGGCACUAAGAGCACUCAUGGGGGGAAAAAAAAGAUAUUUGUGGAUAAAAAUAUUCUGAGGGUUUUAACCUUCAUACUUUAGAGCAUAAGAUUAUCACUAAGCAGAGUUGGGAAGAAUAUUUGUAAACAAGCAUUUUGCUAGCAUACAAGCUAUAGCAAAAUACAUUGUAGUUUCUAGUGUUGGUUCAAGAUGCUGUUCUAAAUUGAUGCUUUUCUGAGAAAGAAAUACUCUAUUUUUUAUUUUACUUUUACUUCUACUAUGUAUUCAGACUUCUUUGAUAGCCAUCACAGCGUUUCCCAUCUUUGUCCCUGCUUUUAGUCUUUUUAAGGGAGCCCUCACUGAGUGAGACGUAGGGACCAACUUUUUGAUGCAACAGACAGGAACGGUUACUCCUGGUUUGUUUCAGUGCUGCCUAUCGGAAACCUGUGUGAGGACGAGUGGUGGGAGAUUUAUUCAAUCCUAAAGUGCUUUUUUACUGGAGGAAAUCAAGAAUAGAGCUGUCAGUCCCCUUUCCAAGCAAGUGUUUUUACAAACAGAAGGGUUGGGAUGGGGUGGUUUCUUCCAAGUGACUAAAUAACUCAUAAAUAGUUAAACAGCGUUAAGCUCCUCGGCUGUCUGGGUUGGGUUUCUUGGCUUUAUUGUUUGCUUUUUUGCUCUUUGAACUUGUACACAUCAUUUUUUAAUUAGUGUUUGAGUGAGCUUAAAUUCAACGGGAAGUAACGGCAGACAGGUAGAUCUGUUAAAUAUUAAGUGCGUAUUUAUUUUGGUUAAUAGAGAUGUACCAUCUGAAACUGAUUUCUUUGGGGAAUCCAGAAUUUAAACAAAGAAUUUUAAUAAUGCAUAGGCAUAAUAACAGCCAAGGAAAAGACUUGGCAACUUUACAAAAAAAGAAAUAUAUGCAUGUUCUCAUUGCCUACUUGGAAUUUGUUCCUCAGUUCAGAAUCUGGUUGUAGCAGCCCACUGGGAAUUGUGAAGAAAUCUUGAUUUUUAGGGAAAUUGUCCACUUCAUGUUUCUACAUGAAGAGCAGAGCUCUAAAUGUGAGAUAGAGGAAAAGCACAACCUAUUAGAAGACGAAAAAAUGGAAAAUUUGGGGUAUACUUGCUAUUGCAGAAGGAAGGACUGAUGCAGUGUGAGGAAGAGGUUUCCCAUCAACCUCGGAAAUUCAGUGAUUUCUCAAUUGUAAGUUACCUUUAGAAAGGCAUAAAGAUACAUGCUCCAAGCACUGCGUGCACGUGAUUGCUGUGACAACCUUCCCAAUGGUUUCACAGCAUAUUAUGGUCCUAAAGGAUAAUUACAACUGGGAAUGUAGAUAUAUCAUGUGCAUUUGGAUUUAAACUGUAAAAUUAAUAAUUUUUCUUUGUUUGGACAGUUUGUGUUUAAACACUUUUUAGCUGAGAGGUGAUUUCCAAGGGCUUAUAACUCGCCCUGUAUCAUUUGAAAGGAGGAUGAAAGUGGGUGCAUAGCAGCUCAGCCUCAUAAUGUAGCCCUUUGCUAAGUUCUUCACAUCUGGCAUUUAGAAUUUUCAUUUGGCCUGUGUUCAGAUUUAAGCAUGGAAUUUCCUACACCCUUUAAGUUAAUACUUUUGGUGUGGUUGCUUUGCUUACAAGUUAAUAUUGAUGUCUCUGAAGAAUUGUAUAUGUGUGUAUAUAUAUAUAUGUAUAUAUAUAUAUAUGCACAUUUUUAGAUGCUUAUAAAGUUCCAUUCUGUUAAUAUAUAAUUAAUAAAGAAAAAUUAAAAUUACUGGAGAAAAUGAGGGAUACAGCACAACAAGUUUUCAGAGAUGGACAGGUCUUUGGGAGAAAGAAGGUCCUUACUCCUCUCACCAGAGACAGACUGCUUUGAACUUGAAGUUUUGACUCAUAUUUCAACAGGGCACACAUCUGAAUGUGCUUUUACUGACUGCAGUGAGCUGUAAGUCAUUAACAGUAUGUGUAUAUUAAAAGAGGAAAACUAUUUUAUAGGAAAAUAGAUGGUAGUUGCUGCCAAAACUGAAUGAAUAGUGAAUGCAAGAAGCACUGAUUCUUUCUGUGCUUUUCUUUUUCCACUUCACUUGAGACUAAUAACUGAUAUGUGAUGGUUUGUUUUGGAGCUAAUAAAGUUCAGUGAAAGGUGAUAUGAAGCCUGUGGAAAGGGUCAUAACUUUUUCAUAGGAGCUUCUGGGGUCUGUUGUGGAAUCAUUAAUACUUUCCCAGUUGCAGCAGACCAGAUUUUUGAUGGGUGGCUUAGGAACUGACAAAGAUGGCUGUUAGGCUUUGUAUCAGCAGGUGUGAACUUUCAUCUUUGGUUACUAGGGGUCUGGCUGGCUUUUGGGUUUGGCAGAACAAACUUCAGCCGUAGCUUUUCCUCUCCUCCUUCCGCAAGAGAGCACAGCAUGUUUCACAUUGUGUUUUGUGGGAGUUGAAGGUAUGGUUGAUAGCUGCCAGUUUACAUUUGCUAUUAGUCUUUCCUAGACUGAGUUAACAGUGGCUCUGUCAUUCCAUUUCUCUUCUGUAGCAUCUUGGUAACCCUAUCUGCUAUGGGUAUAAUCUUUGGACUUCCAGUGGCUAAAUUGUUUGUUGGGACCUUGCUUCUUUUAUUCUAUGGGAUUAGGUAAAAUGGAUUUAUGGAAUGAAAAUCAAAUCUCCCAUAUGAAUCUCCUAACCUCCUCUGUCUUUCUUUUGCCCGUUGCAAUGAUGAAAACCAGAUUUUCUGACAUCUGUACACUUGCUCCCCUGUGGAAUGGCAAACAGGUUGUUAUUGUAACUGGAAGGGAUAGAAGUUUACCUAAGGAGGGGGGGAAAAAAAAAAACUUGCACCAAUCCAAGAAUACUUUGUAUUUCCAUUGUAAAUUCUCUGCUGUGAGCAAUUAUAAACAUCCCAUCUGUGGGAUAAGUUUCUUUUCCUUUACCCUUUCUUUUACCAUCACAAUUCAACCUGACAAACGUGGUUAGUUUGUCCCAAAUGAACCUGUCACAGAUAAAAACAAGAAAAACAAGGAGAAAGAGAGUAAAAAAGGAAAGAAAAGCUUGCUAGGAAAUAUUUCUUUGGCAACUGCAUGAUCUGCCUCUCCAUCUAUUUAGGAACAGAUCUCUACUUUUCAGCCACGCCAGGUCUGACCCCCCAUUUUCUUCUAAAUUAACAGACAGAGGAGAUAGAUAUGUGUCUGGAAAUAAUAUUUUACCAAUCCACUGCAGCCAAAUCUCGUGAUGACCACUGCCAGUGUUUUGGUGCUUAAUGUGGAGUUACCUCUCAAGGAGACCUAAUAAUCUGUGCAGUAUCUGCAUUUAGGCAUUACCAUUCCAAGACUCUGUUACAGAGCUAUAGCUGUGGCAAUUGCAGUUGUUUUUUCAGUAAACAGCCUGAGAAGCAUCUCCGUGCUUCAGUUUCGGUCCGUGGCAGGCUCUUGACAGGCGUUUCAGCAAGGUCAACUGUUUCUCCACCAGCCUUCGGUCAAUUUUUUAUUUUGGUGUUGUGUUCUUGUCCAGCAAAACUAAUUGACUAAUUAAUUAAUUGAAGAGCAAAGAGGAUUUUUUCUUUUGAAUUGGAAAAUAAUUGUGAAAUGAUGUUAGAAUUAUCAACCCAUCCGGUGCUUUAAGGUGGGAAUGUUGACACCUAAUACUUUGGUUAUGCUUACCUUUUUUCUUAAUGCGCUUGACCUUCUACUAAGGAAACCUGAUCUAAAUUUAAUUCAGAGUAAACUAAUGACUGGAAGUUAGUUUUGUUUUUUUUUAAUUUAAAUGAUUUCAUUGGCAUAUCUUAUAUCCUGUUUAUUUCAGAAAGUAUUUGUUAACAGAAUCAGGAUGUGUUUGCCUCUUGAGAAAUGCUUUCAGCCUGCGAUUCAUAAACUGGUCAGAUUUGCAUUGAAUACUUGGAAACAUCGAUUAAGUAUAUUCACUCGGACUUGCUUUAAUCUGAUUGCACGUGUAGAAGUUUCCUCCUGAUGUGGUGCAACCAUGUCGUGUGUAAGCUGGCCUAAUUAACGCUAGUUAGUCAUUUGGGACCCCUGUCAAAAGCCAUUACAUUACCUAGAAACGUAAGGAGUUAAAACUGAAGCUGUGACCUCAUCUCUAUUCAUGUUACACUGGAGUAGAAAUUGCAUGGAAGGGGAUUGUUUAACUGUGUCGCUGUCUUUGCUGCUGCUAGCUGAUUUGCUUUCUUUUGGUUCCCGUAUUUAUAGCGUGCUCUUUCUGAACAACUGCCACAGUAGGGAUUUGUGAGCAUCCUAGGCUCGUACAAAGCCACGCUCAUACGAAUUGCGUGUGCAAAUAGCUCCCGCAGAAACGUUUAGGCUCAAAGAUGUCUCUACGUGAUUUCCACAUUUUAUCCCUUCCCCUGUGUAAUCCAGGCAGCAUCAAGGAGAGCUGAAACGCACACGCUUCUAGUCAGUCAGGCACUUAUGCAACUGUGCGUGGUUUCCUUUAUUGCUUGGCGCUGCGCACUAAAUGAGGAGCACAACUGCUGUCGCUUUAACGUUGGAGCCGCGUUCGUUACAAUAGGUGUCACUGUGCGGCUGAGCCCAAUCGUUAUCAGUGACUUCAGCUAUUGGCUCUGCGUGCUGGCUGACUCCAUCUGCAGGGCUGGAUUAUCUGGUCUCUUCGGAUCCGCUCGUCGCACAAGUUGAGCUCGCUGAGCAGGCGAGCGGUGCUACGGCACGUCUUGCUUGCCUCUGGUGGGAAGCUGCUGCGACAGCCGCGCGUGUGCCUCUGUGCUGGGCGUGCUGCUUUCGGGUGGCUCGCGGUCAGGAAAGCUGGGAAGAAAUAAAACUGGCAGGAAUGAUGGGGAUGUAUUUAACAAUGCAAGUACUGGAUCAAACUUAAAGCCUGGUUUCUUAGUCGGAAUGCUGGAAAGGUCACCUUGUCUUGCUGGAAAAGAAACUCUCUGCUCUGCUACUCCGUGUUUAACAGCUCACACGUGCAUUUUUUGAUGUUCUUAGCUAGUCAAGUUAUCUAGCUAUACAGACAAGUAUACUCAUGGUAGAUGAGAAAGGAAAGAACAUGAAAUGUCUCACCUUUUUCUUGAUGCUUCCAGAGACGGUUAAGAACAGGUCCAAGAAGAGCUCUAAAAAGGGAAAUAGCAACAGCAGCAGCAGCAAAUUGCCUCCAGUUUGCUAUGAAAUCAUUACUCUGAAGACCAAAAAGAAGAAGAAGAUGGCUGCUGAUAUUUUUCCCCGAAAGAAACCAGCCAACACUAAUACAACUGCUGUCCAGCAGUACCACCAGCAAAAUCUCAAUAACAACAACACUAUUCCAGCACCAAACUGGCAAGGACUUUAUCCGACCAUCAGAGAGAGAAAUGCAGUGAUGUUCAACAAUGACUUGAUGGCAGAUGUUCAUUUUGUGGUCGGGCCACCAGGUGGGACCCAGCGGCUGCCGGGACAUAAAUAUGUCCUGGCCGUUGGGAGCUCGGUAUUCCAUGCAAUGUUCUAUGGAGAACUUGCUGAGGACAAAGAUGAAAUCCGUAUACCAGAUGUGGAGCCUGCUGCUUUUCUCGCAAUGCUGAAAUACAUAUAUUGUGAUGAAAUUGAUUUGGCUGCAGAUACUGUCCUGGCCACUCUUUAUGCUGCCAAGAAGUACAUCGUCCCUCAUCUUGCCCGUGCCUGCGUCAACUUCCUAGAAACAAGUCUAAGUGCGAAGAACGCCUGCGUGCUGCUUUCCCAAAGCUGCUUGUUUGAGGAACCUGACCUGACCCAGCGCUGUUGGGAAGUGAUUGAUGCCCAAGCCGAGCUAGCUUUGAAGUCCGAGGGUUUCUGUGACAUUGAUUUUCAGACGCUUGAAAGCAUUCUCCGAAGGGAGACUCUGAAUGCCAAAGAAAUUGUUGUUUUCGAAGCAGCUCUGAAUUGGGCCGAAGUGGAGUGUCAGCGACAGGAGCUCACUGCCACCAUAGAGAAUAAGCGCAAAGUCCUCGGAAAGGCGCUGUACUUGAUACGUAUCCCUACCAUGGCACUCGACGACUUUGCGAAUGGCGCUGCUCAGUCUGGGAUUCUGACUCUCAACGAAACCAAUGAUAUCUUCCUUUGGUAUACAGCUGCCAAAAAGCCAGAGUUACAGUUUGUAAGCAAGCCCCGGAAAGGCCUUGUUCCUCAGCGGUGCCAUCGUUUCCAAUCCUGUGCUUACCGCAGCAACCAGUGGCGUUACAGGGGCCGGUGCGACAGCAUCCAGUUUGCUGUUGAUAAGAGAGUGUUUAUAGCUGGCUUUGGGCUAUACGGCUCCAGCUGCGGAUCAGCAGAAUACAGUGCCAAGAUUGAACUCAAACGACAAGGAGUUAUCCUAGGCCAGAACUUGAGCAAAUAUUUCUCAGAUGGUUCUAGUAACACUUUCCCUGUGUGGUUUGAAUAUCCAGUACAGAUUGAACCUGACACCUUUUACACAGCUAGUGUGAUUUUGGAUGGUAAUGAACUCAGCUAUUUUGGACAGGAAGGAAUGACAGAAGUUCAGUGUGGGAAAGUGACUGUUCAGUUUCAAUGCUCUUCGGACAGUACAAACGGCACUGGGGUACAGGGAGGGCAAAUUCCUGAACUCAUAUUUUAUGCUUGAAUGUGUGGAGUCAAAGCAUUUUUUCCUAUGAAAAACCUGUCUAGUUCAGACCUACUGACGCUUAGCUCUUUAUCUGCAGAUAUGUGAUCAGUACAAGUUAUUUGUCACAAACGCUACAGGCGAGUCACUGGCUUGCUAUACUUGUAGCAUCAUUGGUGAUGAAGUUUAAGUGUAAUAUUUAACUUUAAACUGGAAGCUCUUAUGAAUAAGCAAGUUUUGAACGCUUAGUAAGAGAAAUACCUGUUUGCUGGCGAUGCUGACCCUUGCUUUGAUGCACCUGAAUCACCAGAGGAUGCCCUCGUAUCUCAUGGGCUCUAGAACUCCUUCCACUAAAUGCUGUCAUCUUUGAUCAGUUUUCUCUUUCUCCGUUUACUGCUCUUUGCUUGUAACUAUUUUGGGGAGAUCGGUAGAAAACAAGGAGCCUUGUUUUAUGGCUCUCUUCUGUGUACUCUUCAAACUGAAGAGAUUACAAUCAGCUGAGCUGAUUUUGAUCAUGGAGGCUAACAGAAAUGCUUCAGUUCUAAACAGAAAAAGUAUAGGUCUAUACCAUCAUCCUGAGAGAUUCUGCUGUAGCCAGCUAUUUGAGGAAGCUACACAGUGUGUUGACCAGAAUGCAUGGACGCGUUUACAGUGAGUAAGGGUUUGGGUUUGAUAUGUGACCCUAAGAGUUCGUAGUCCAGGAAUCCCACUUUGAAGGCAAGGAAGUACUUGCACAUGUUCAAAUGACAUAUACAAGCUGAAAUCUCUACUCUUUUGACCUAAUUUUACUACAUUGAAGUUGAUUUGCUAUUUAAGUUGCUUUUCUUCAAAUCCCCGCUAAAUAGACAGGAGUUAAUAUCUAGCAUUUGAUGUAGGACAGUUUUUAUAUUUUUCUUGUUUUCUUCCUAAACAUUUAGAAGCAUGUGGUAGAGAAACAAAAGAACGUACUGGUACCAACUUAGACUUUUUUUUUAAUACUAUGAGAAUUUUGAAAGAGACAAGAUUCCCAAAUGUCAUGUUACAGUUAGUGUACAUCUCUUACAGCUGCUUAUGUGGAACCUUCUCUUUAUCUGAGUCCUCUCUCAAGCUUCCUGUCAUAUGUCUGUCAUCUCUGGAAAAGUAUUAGGGUUCAUAGCUCUUUCUGAGAAGGAAAUAAGUAUAAAUAACAGACAUAGGUACUAUUUAAAUACAAGGAAAUCUUUCACCCUUGCAUUGUGACACUUGUAUCUCAGAGGGACCUAUUGUAGUACCACUCAUUUAAUCUCCAAAGUGGGUUCUGUCGUGUGUGUGUAUAUGUGUGUGUUUUAAAAAAAUUAGAGGACCAAAUAAUUAUUAAGGCAGUCUGAAGAUUAAUAUAUCAACACAUUAAUGUAGCACAACCCUAAACUGACUUGUCAGUUUUGCGAUGAAAAUCUUUUUCCCAUUAGAUUUCUUAUCAGUUUGACACUACUACUCUUAUGUGUUUCUUGACAGAUGGAACCCUGGCCUCUGGCCAUUGUUAAGUGCCAACACUUCUUUGCAGUGUCCAGAAUAUCAUCUGAGAUGAGAAAAACUGGAGUGUGGAUAACAAACAAUUUAUGGCCAAAGCUCAGUUCUUUCCUCUAGAUAAUAAAGCCAAGUGAAAAACUACCCUACAAGAUCUAUGCCUUUCACCCAUCUUACUCUUUAGUGUUUUAUAUACAUACGUGCAUGUGUAUGUAAGCAACAUUCCUUCUGAAAUGUAAAUACCCUCAAAAUAUGGUGAUUUUUUUUUUUUAACAGAUGUACAUAAUCCAGACUGUUACUGAAAUUUAAGCAGUGGUCCAUGGAAAACUCACAGAAAGAGAUUUUAAAACAGCCGCCAUUUAAAUAUAUUUAGAUGUGCAGCCUAAAAUAAACAAGAAUGUGUGGACUGGAGAAAGAGUUGCUUAAGAGACUGCAAAAAGGAAUCUAAGAUUGUUGUGAGGUAAUGGUCAUCUACCUGGAGAGAAUGUUUUGAGCAGCAAUUUCAUUUAUUUAAAUAGACUUGGAAGCAGAGCAAGAUGCUAAUCAGCCUGCUAAAUUUUUCUUACAGCAAGUGGUUGACACAGAUGUAAUAAUUCGGAGUGAAUAUCAGAUUGACAAGCUGCUUGCCGUAGCAAGCUGCAUUCUGAGUUUUGGAAGAAAAAUAUAAAUGAGGUGCCUCAGCUGUUGGGACAAAUCAGUACUGCACUGCUAUAUCUAAACUCUGGUUCUCACUUUUAAUUUUGUUGGUUUUUUUGCUUGUCUGCAAAUAAAGGUAAGCUAUCUGCUACGUUGGCUGGAAUAGAUGGUAGGAGAUUGAAAUACUGUAUAGCUGUAUAAAAUUAGCUAUUAUUUAAUUAUUUUUAUUUGCUGGUUUUAUUAAAUCGUUUUGACGAAGCAGGAUGAAAGCUAUCUCUAGCUUAAUUCCUCUGAGUCCCUUCCAGGUUUUAGGAGCUGCUGCAUGUAAAGUUGUUUUUUUAUAUGGAUCAAUAAACAUAAGCACUCCGAAACAGCUUUUGAGCUUGAUUGUGAGUCCUGCUUGAUGCUGACAGGUGCUGCUGUAUUGAAAAGGUGGCUAGUUGUAGUCCCCUUGGGGCAUCCAGGCACUUAAGUGUCCGCAUGUAGAUUUGGUCAGUUUAGCAGUAGUAUCUAAGCUUGAACACAUGGAUGUUCUGCAAGCAUCGGCUGUAUCAACCUGGAAUGUAAGCAUAAUGUCAGUAGAGAUAACUUUGGAUAGAUUGUCUUAAACUGUACCUGGCCACCUUUGCUACUUGUAUGUUUGAUUUUCCUGGUUAGGGGAAUCUGUGAUAGAGAGUAUAAUGUAAUAUACUUUCUGCAUAUCUAAAGUAGUAUUUAAGUAAAUGCUUUAAUUUCUACAUGCUUAUUGCACUGAACUGUUUUAUUUGUUGUUUGUUUUGGUGGUUGUUUUUUUAUGUAAUUAAAUGCAGCUAACUUCAGGUAACAGCACUCGUUUGUGCUGGAGCAGCGUUUGAUUUUGGCAGGCUUCCGGCAUUAUUUAUAAAGGACAGAUAUAUAAAUAUGAAGUACCUCAUGUUGAAUGUUAUUGUACUGUAUCUUCAAUGUCACAGUGCAGAUCUUGUUGGACUCAUGAAUGUGUAUAAUCGCAUUAAACCUACGAAUAAAAAUGGUUCUUAAAUGGUU